UUGAUAGAAAGAAUGCUUGUAGGUGCUCAUGAUUAGUAUCACAUUCCUUGUGCCAUAUGGCAUUUUGUACAUAAAGAGAAGAGUGAUGUAGCUUAGCUUAUGGACUCUCUGAUUAUAGAGAGUUUUAUAAAUUGGAAGCUUUGGCAUAGUUGUUGUAAACUUGAUCUCUAUUCAGAUAUUCAAUUUCUGUCCAUAAUUUGAAAUAUUUACCUUCUCCUAGGGCCAUCCAAUGCCAAGAGGUCCUGAUUGAUUCAAAGUUCCUCACAUUCCAAUAUCCAAGUAGACCAAGUGCAUCCAAUUCUAAGAAGAUUGAACAUUUCAGGUAUAUUUUAUUAAACCUCAGCUUCUGUAAAAACUUCCCAUCCAUCACUAAGUUUAUCCUCACCAUCACCAUAUUAGUAAGCACAUUUAUCUUUUUGUCAAUUCAGACUUCAAAGCAAGACCUGAAAUCAAAUUUGUCAGUUUAUAUGGUAGUCCCUGGAUGUUCCAUUUUUUUGCAGGGCAAUACAUGAGUAAUACUUCUAGGUAAUUUUUUUUUCUGUUUUCUGAAAAUGUUGAAUUCAUGUUACAUAGAAGAUGUCAACAAUUGACCAUACAACAACUUUUAUUCCGCUCCCUUUUUCUAGACCAGCUUAUGUGAGAAUGAUCCAAUUAUCCAAACAUGGAUCUAUUGAUUUCACGUACUUAGAGAUGAGUACAGGUUAGAACUAUUUUAAAUUACCAGCACAUGAAAUCUAUUGCAUUCUUCAUUUGAUGGUGUUUUUAGUUAUCAUACUCUCUCUCAUCCUAUCUCCAUUUUAUCAAUUUUGCAGAACUUAGCCUGAAACUCAGUGUCACUCUGUAAAUUGAAGCAGAAGAAGGAAUUAUGUCCUACAUGACUUUUAAGGCAUGGAACCUUAAGUGGUAAUAGAUUAUAUUCUUUUCAUGAGGAAGUCACUUGACAAAGCAAAAAUGUAUCAAGUAUGCCUUCUAGAUCAUUUAAAAGUCUUAUUUAAGCAUUAGUGCUUUACAUUUGAGCAUAUAUAGUCUUUCCAACUGAGU
Molecule: messenger RNA, 1041 nt
Organism: Rubroshorea leprosula
Lineage: Eukaryota; Viridiplantae; Streptophyta; Magnoliopsida; Malvales; Dipterocarpaceae
Source: the annotation of a GenBank genome assembly